This is a messenger RNA of Ilex paraguariensis (yerba mate), 3700 nucleotides long. The record is from the annotation of a GenBank genome assembly. Lineage: Eukaryota; Viridiplantae; Streptophyta; Magnoliopsida; Aquifoliales; Aquifoliaceae.
UUCAGCAAUUUGGACAAAUUUCACUUGUUUUGUUCAUAUGUCCCUGCUUCGGAACCAUUUAUAUGAACAUUUACUCGAAUGGGCUAAGUUAGAGUCAUCACUUUUUGACAUUGAUGAAGUCCGAGCUGUAAUGGAUAUUUUCUUAAUACUGUCCUGGGUAAAUUUUUGUAGAAUGCAAAAGUUUACUGUCCUAUUAUGGGUAUCGUCUACAAUCAGUGACUGCAUGUUUUAACUGUUUCCUCAGGCACCUUGUAAACAAUUUAACUAAGGAAAAGAAAAAAAAUAUCUGUCAAUGGGAAUAGACCUUGAACAGCCAUCAGUAGAACAUCAUAAGGAUGACAGUAGGCCAAAUGAGUCUGUAAAUAUGGAGGAUGCUGGAGGUGAAGUGCGCAAUAAUGAUGGAGCCACGGUCUGUUGUCCUAAGAUCAUUGAACAUAAUAGAGAGAAGACUGUACCAAGCGUGAGAGGAUGCACAUCAAAUAGCGAAAACCAAGUGCACUCUGGAGGUGGGGUAGCUGUGAAUUCUCAUCAAGAUUUAGAGCCUCGUGAUGGUAUGGAAUUUGAAUCCAAGGAGGAUGCUUUUUCAUUUUAUAAAGAAUAUGCAAAGUCCGUUGGAUUUGCCACUAUAAUAAAGGCCAGCCGCCGAUCAAGAAUAUCUGGCAAAUUUAUUGAUGCAAAAUUUGUCUGUACUAGAUAUGGAAGCAAGAGAGAUUCUGUUAUGGCUGAAACCCCAGAGCCUGUGUCAAAUGCAGAUGGAAUCGCAAGCAUUCCUGUCAAGAGAAAGCGAGGUAGAAUAAAUAGAUCUUGGUCAAAAACAGAUUGCAAGGCUUGCAUGCAUGUUAAACGAAGGCAGGAUGGAAUAUGGAUUAUUCAUAGUUUCAAAAAGGAGCAUAACCAUGAAAUUUUUCCAGAUCAAGCUUAUUACUUUCGAGGUCACAGGAAUAUAGAGCUAGGUAACAGUAAUGUUGAUGCUCUGCAUGCUAUCAGAGCAAGGACCAAAAAAAUGUAUGUGACAAUGUCUAAACAGUCUGGUGGAAUGAAGAAAGUUGAGAAUCAAAAGAGUGGUACUGUCAGUGUUAGUGGACAGCAUUUGGCCUUAGAGGAAGGAGAUGCACAAGUGAUGCUUGAACAUUUUAUGUACAUGCAAGAUGAGAAUCCCAACUUCUUCCAUGCAAUAGAUUUGAAUCAAGAUCUGUGUUUGAGAAAUGUUUUCUGGGUUGAUGCCAAGGCUAGGCUUGAUUAUGGGAACUUUGGUGAUGUAGUGUUUUUUGACACUACAUAUAUCAAGAAUGAAUAUAAAUUGCCCUUUGCUUCCUUUAUUGGGGUAAACCAUCACUGUCAGUUCCUGUUGCUUGGAUGUGCACUGAUUGCAGAUGAGAGUAAAUCCACAUACAUAUGGGUAAUGCAGGCAUGGCUUAGAGCAAUGGGAGGACAAGCUCCAAAGGUGAUACUGACUGAUCAAGACAUUACAUUGAAAGAAGCUAUCGCUGAGGUUUUUCCAAAUUCUCGCCAUUGUUUUUGUUUGUGGCACAUAUUGAGCAAGAUUCAGGAAAAGCUUAGUUAUGUGAUGAGACAACAUGGAAGUUUUCUUAGUAAAUUUAACAAAUGUAUUUUAAAGUCGGGUACAGAUGAACAGUUUGAAAAGAGAUGGUGGAAAAUGUGUGAUAGAUUUGAACUAAGAAAUGAUGUAUGGUUUCAAUCAUUGUAUGAAGAUCGUGAACGAUGGAUUCCUACAUACAUGAGAGACAUUUUUUUGGCAGGGAUGUCUACAGCACAAAGGUUGGAGAGUAUAACCUCUUUCUUAGAUAAAUGCAUUCAGCGGAAAACUACAUUGAAAGAGUUUUUAGACCAAUACAAAGCAAUUCUACAAGAGAAGUAUGAAGAGGAAGCAAAAGCAGAUUUUGAGACGUGGCAUAAACAACCAGGGUUGAAAUCUCCCUCACCUUUUGGGAAACAAAUGGCAACAAUGUACACGCAUGCCAUAUUCAAGAAAUUCCAAGUUGAGGUUUUGGGAGUGGUUGCAUGUCAUCCAAAAAAGGAAAGUGAAGAUGGUGAUACCAUAACAUUCAAGGUUCAAGAUUUUGAAGAGAACCAAGAUUUUAUUGUGGUUUGGAAUGAAACAACUUCUGAUAUUACUUGCUCUUGUCAUUUGUUCGAGUUCAAUGGUUUCCUUUGUAGACACGUGAUGAUUGUCCUUCAAAUAUUGGGUGUGCAUAACAUCCCAUCUCAAUAUAUUUUGAAACGUUGGACGAAGGAUGCAAAGAAUAGGGGGCCGAUGAGGCAAACAGAUAUAAUUGAGUCUAGGUUUCAACGAUACACAGAGUUAUGUCGGCGGGCCUUUAAACUGGGUGAUGAAGGGUCUUUAUCUCAAGAAAGCUAUAAUAUCGCAUUCCAUGCACUUGAAGAAGCUUUGAGAAAGUGUGAGACUGUGAAUAACUCAACUCAGAGUGUGUUAGAGCCCAGUUCUCCAUCAACUCAUGGUCUUCACGACUUUGAAGAAGUGACUCAAGGUAACUGUACAAGCAAGACACAAAAAAAGAACAAUGUAUCUGGAAAACCAAAGGUAACGCCAGAACUAGAGGCAAUUACCAUAGGCAUGCAUAGUGGUUGGCAACAAAUGGGAAACACAAAUUUGCGAGCACCAGCCCGUGAUUGUUCUUAUGAAUCGCAACAGGGCAUACAAGUAAUGGAACAACUGAACUCAAGAAUUUCAACCUUUGAUGGUUACUUGGCCACUCAACAAAUUGUUCAGGGAAUGGGACAAGUAAACAUGAUAACUCCAAGUCGUGAUGAUUCUUAUAGCGAUCAACCUAGCAUGCAGGGCCUGGUGAAUUAUAAUACCAUUUCUACCACAGCUUGUUUGUUCAAUUUUCUUUAUUUUUUCGUCUUAUAUCAGGCUAUUAACUCGGAUUUUAUUCAUCUUGUAGGGACAAUUAAGUUCAAUAGCUCCAAUCCAUGAUGGUCAUUACCUUGCUCAGCAAAGAUUGCAUGGGCUGGUAAGGCUCAGCAAUUAUGUGCUUGAGAAGGGACUUGGUUUUGCAACAGGAUGACAAUACUUUCUAGUAGGUUUUAAUUUUUUGGAAAUGAAAUGGUUUCCUAAUUUUCCAUUGCUGUCAUCUCGUUGGCACCACUUAAUACCUUGAUAAGUGGAGAGUUUUCUUUUUCAAGUAUCAGAAUUCUUGUGGAAAUACACAUAAUUUAUAUUGCUUGUUCCAAUAACAAUAUUUGAAUGCUUGUAGGGGCAAUUUCAAUUCAGACCACAAACUUUUCAUAGUUGUUUUGGCAUUCAGGACAGUUUGCAAGAUAUGAAUCAGUCUAAUGUGGGACCUACCCAGUUGCAGGGCUUGGCAUCAAAACAAUUACACUCAAAGCAUCUCUCUCAGCAACUGCUAAAUCAGUAGUCAUUCAAACAAGGCAAUUGUUCUUCCACGGAUAUCUGUCCAAGUGGGAAAAUGGAGAGCACUUAUUUUUCACUAAAUUGGUGCAAGGCUGUCUUUAGGUGGAGACAAAAGCAAGUGUUUGUACAAAGAGGGAAUCAGGCUAAAGUGGUGAAUUUUUUACUUGUGGUGUAUUGACCAUAUAGAUCUGUUAACAAGUUAACUGUAUGCAAUAUAGGAAACAUGUAUCUGUUUUGUAAAUGUUGUUGCAUUGUCGAGUUUCAUAAUAUAUUAGCCCAGGUUGUAUUUAAUUGCUCGAAAUC